Saccharomyces eubayanus is the source of this 1200-nucleotide messenger RNA. RefSeq names its product Cnm1p (gene CNM1). Bases 1 to 1200 code for a protein of 399 amino acids. Lineage: Eukaryota; Fungi; Ascomycota; Saccharomycetes; Saccharomycetales; Saccharomycetaceae. The transcript has a single exon. The record is from RefSeq and is a predicted model, not a curated record.
AUGGAAAAAUUUGGUUUAGAAAAUAGUUUCCCAUAUGAACAUGGUUUAGAUUUCAGGAUGACGAGGCGGGAAAUUAUAAAUUCCACCAAAAACGAAACGGCUUAUUUAUUUUUUAAUAUGAAAAGAAUCAUGCUCUGUGUUCUGAAAUACUCUUAUACUCUCAUAAGUUCUCUUUUGGACUCCGCAAAGCUUAUUAUGGAUGACGUUGUUACCAUUGGUUCCCGAAAUUUUCCUACGAGGUUACAAAUCGAUGCUGGCGAAAACGACGACCAAGAGGAUAUCUGGGCAUCAACAAUAAUUCUGGGAAUAAUUAUCGGAUAUUCAAUAUCUUGUUUUGGAAAAAGGGCUAAAAACCCAAUCAAAUUGGCUAAAGUUUAUUCUAAACAUAGCGAACCGAUAUCUAUAAUAAUAAAUUUCAUGAAAAACGAUUCCAGUGGUGGUAGUGAUCCUAUUGGAGGAAACGAUACCGAAGAAGUUAUGGGUUCACAACUUGAUGAGUCUGUCCUUAACAGCCAUAUACCAAACAUAGAGAUUAUGGAUGAAACAGAUCAAAUACUUAAGCAAGACUUCUAUGAGAUUUAUGAUCCAUUGAACGGUGAAACUGCAACUAUAGAUGGCGUAAAAUGGUUAAACCAAUUAAGUCAGGUCUUUGAAGCAGAGUCCAAUAGUAUAACAACUGAUAACUUGAGAGAAGUACGUCUUGAAAGAACUAUCAGGCGCUACAAUGAAAGGCAUGGACCGGUUGGGCAUUUAAUAGGAGAUGAUAGUGUCAGGCUUCGUCACCUCAAAGAGGACAUUUAUAGGACUAAUGCAAGUGCGGGUAGGUUUCCCGUUCAGAAUAAUUUUUUCACUAUGAAUGGGCAAGCAUAUUUGCUUUGUUUGCGUGGGCAUGAAUUGGUAAUGAAAGCGGAGUUAUGUGCCAAGAUUGAUAAAGAAUUAUUUUCCUUCUUCAUUGAAAGCGUCUCAUUCAGGGAAAGUGGAAUACUUGAGCAGAAACAAGACCAGUUGGAAGAGGUGACUCAUAAAGAGAUUAUUUGCUAUGAUCAAAACCGAAGUCUGGCUAUAAUUUACCAUUUGCCUAAAAUCGAGAAGCAAAGAAAUCCCCUCACAAAACCAAGUAUGCCAACCUUUUCAAAAAAAUCGUUAAGUGACAAUAAAAAUGCAGCAUUGAUUUUAUUAUGGUAUUCCGGCCAUCUAUAG